Molecule: messenger RNA, 6481 nt
Organism: Meleagris gallopavo (turkey)
Lineage: Eukaryota; Metazoa; Chordata; Aves; Galliformes; Phasianidae
Gene: CPEB4
Product: cytoplasmic polyadenylation element binding protein 4
Biological process (GO): negative regulation of cytoplasmic translation
Cellular component (GO): nucleus; cytoplasm; neuron projection
Molecular function (GO): translation factor activity, RNA binding; mRNA 3'-UTR binding; mRNA regulatory element binding translation repressor activity
Source: RefSeq, a predicted model, not a curated record
GAUCCAAAUCUGAGAUAAAUUUGCGUGGAGGGAGAAACUGGAAUAUCUUGCUAAAAACAGGCUACUUGCUAAUCUCUCCUUAGAAGAGGAGGAGGUAAACACUAAACAUCAACUUGUUCUAACAGGGAAGAUUCAAACCCUAAGUAUAAUAAAUGGGGGAUUACGGGUUUGGAGUGUUAGUGCAAAACAACACUGGAAAUAAGUCAGCUUUUCCAGUCAGAUUUCAUCCACAUCUGCAGCCUCCACACCAUCAUCAAAAUGCAACCCCCAGCCCUGCUGCUUUUAUAAAUAAUAACACAGCUGCCAAUGGCAGUAGUGCUGGGUCAGCUUGGCUCUUUCCUGCUCCAGCUGCCCAUAAUAUUCAGGAUGAGAUUCUGGGGUCAGAAAAAUCUAAAACUCAGCAACAGGAAAAGCAAGAGUCCCUAGAAAAACAGCAACUUUCCCCCAGUCAAAGUCAGGAAGCAGGCAUGCUCUCUGAAUCCGAGAAAGCUAAAACUGAAGAAAAUCAGGGCGAUAAUUCUUCGGAGAAUGGCAAUGGAAAGGAGAAAAUAAGAAUAGAAUCGCCGGUGUUAACAGGAUUUGAUUAUCAAGAGGCUUCGGGGCUCGGUACUUCGGCACAGCCCUUGACAUCCACUGCAUCUUCUCUGACUGGUUUUAGUAACUGGUCUGCGGCGAUAGCUCCUUCUUCUUCUACGAUAAUCAAUGAAGAUGCAAGUUUUUUUCACCAGGGAGGGGUCCCUGCUGCCUCAGCUAACAAUGGUGCUCUGCUGUUUCAGAAUUUUCCACAUCAUGUCAGCCCUGGCUUUGGUGGUAGCUUUUCCCCUCAAAUUGGACCCCUCUCUCAACACCACCCUCAUCACCCCCAUUUUCAGCAUCAUCACAAUCAGCAUCAACAACAGAGGAGGUCUCCUGCAAGUCCUCACCCACCACCAUUUACGCAUAGAAAUGCUGCUUUUAAUCAGUUGCCUCAUUUGGCUAAUAAUCUAAACAAGCCACCUUCUCCAUGGAGCAGCUACCAAAGUCCAUCGCCUACACCAUCUUCAUGGAGCCCUGGUGGCGGUGGAUAUGGUGGGUGGGGUGGGUCCCAAGGUCGAGACCACCGCCGGGGACUGAACGGAGGGAUAACACCCCUGAAUUCCAUCUCACCCUUAAAGAAGAAUUUUGCCAGUAAUCACAUCCAGUUGCAGAAAUAUGCUCGACCCAGCUCAGCCUUUGCUCCAAAAUCGUGGAUGGAAGACAGCUUGAGUAGAGCUGACAAUAUUUUUCCUUUUCAGGAUCGCACAAGGACUUUUGACAUGCAUUCACUGGAGAAUUCGCUGAUUGACAUAAUGAGAGCCGAAAAUGAUUCACUGAAAGGUCAGUCUUCGCUGUUUCCAAUGGAAGACGGGUUCUUGGAUGACGGACGUGGCGAUCAGACUCUGCACAGUGGGUUGGGGUCACCUCACUGCUUCUCCCAUCAGAAUGGGGAGCGAGUGGAGCGCUACUCCAGGAAGGUCUUUGUUGGUGGGCUGCCCCCAGACAUCGAUGAAGAUGAGAUCACUGCUAGCUUUCGUCGCUUUGGACCUUUGAUUGUAGACUGGCCACACAAGGCAGAAAGCAAAUCUUAUUUUCCUCCUAAGGGAUAUGCAUUUUUGCUGUUCCAAGAUGAAAGCUCUGUGCAGGCACUGAUUGAUGCAUGUAUUGAAGAAGAUGGAAAGCUCUAUCUUUGUGUUUCCAGCCCUACUAUCAAAGACAAACCGGUUCAGAUCCGGCCUUGGAACCUUAGUGAUAGUGAUUUUGUUAUGGAUGGUUCACAGCCUCUUGACCCACGAAAAACCAUUUUUGUUGGUGGUGUUCCUCGGCCUUUACGAGCAGUGGAACUUGCAAUGAUAAUGGAUCGACUCUAUGGAGGGGUGUGCUAUGCUGGAAUUGACACAGACCCUGAGCUGAAGUACCCAAAAGGAGCUGGGCGGGUUGCAUUUUCUAAUCAACAGAGUUACAUAGCUGCUAUCAGUGCUCGCUUUGUUCAGCUGCAGCAUGGAGAGAUAGAUAAACGGGUGGAAGUUAAGCCAUAUGUCUUGGAUGAUCAGCUUUGUGAUGAAUGUCAGGGGGCCCGUUGCGGUGGAAAAUUUGCUCCAUUUUUCUGUGCUAAUGUUACCUGUCUGCAGUAUUACUGUGAAUAUUGCUGGGCUGCUAUCCAUUCACGCGCUGGCAGGGAAUUCCACAAGCCCCUGGUGAAGGAGGGAGGAGAUCGCCCAAGACAUAUUUCAUUCCGCUGGAACUAAAUGAUCGCUGCAGCGCUCAUAUGCAGGCCUCAAAUUAAGUGCACUCUUCUGUUAUCCUGAUUGUCCCUACCCACCCUGCCCUUUCUCUUAUUCAAGAUAGCAUGUCCUUUUGUAGUAGUCUGUAAUUUAACAAUAGUAUAAUGAAAGAAUGACCUAUAAUAUGGGUAUUUUGUAGAAUCUUGUCAUUGAAAACUGUAUUGGGAACUCCUUUUCGUAUUGAUAACAUGUUGCAAGUGAGUUGCAUUCUCUUGUCUUUACUAGGGAGAGAACACUUAAUUUCAUGCAACAUUUUCUUAGAGGAGAGAAAAAUAUUAAGAAAAGAGAAUUGAAACAAUAGAGUAUUUUGGUUUUUUAAUUAAAUUAUUGUUAAUAAAGAACAUAAGAAUACUUUUAUUAAAAUAACCGUGUAACAAUAACACUAUAAGUCUGUUCUGACACUUUUCCCCAGGGAAGCCUGUUUUUGCCUCUCGUUUUGUUUUGACUUUGGAUUUUUCCAGCAACAGAUGAAGUUAGCGUUUACCUAUCAACGGGAAAGAGCAUGUUUAAAGCAACAAAAAUGCAUGAGUAAAGUUGAAGCAGCAUUUUAAUAACGAUAGUUCUUUCUUUCUUUCCUUCUUUCUUUCUUUAAUCUUUUAAGGGUUUUGAGGCUGAAAUUUUUGCUCGGUAUUUAUCUGACCUUGCCUCUGACUACCACCCACAUCCAAAUUAGUAAUGAGAUAGGCAGAGCUUACUAUAUUUUCAUCAAAAUUAUUACAUUUUAAGAAUUCCUGAAUGUAAAAGUUGAGUAAAGUUACUACUGAGGGGGGAGUGCACUUUUUUUUUCUUUAUGUUUAAGAGAAUUCAAUUGUCUGGUUACAGCCCUAGAAGUCCAACCAAAGCUAGAGUAAUGACAACUAGUUAACUGGCAUUUCCUCUCCUGAAGGAUAAAUAUAUAGAUUUUAUUUUUGAUGGCUAUAUUAUAACUCUAUAUCCUAAUAUACUAACAUUCAUCAGGGGCCAGCCUUUGCUCUCCAUUUUGACAUGAAAAACUAGAAAACCUUAAGAUACCUCAAGGAUAUCACUAAUUUUUACUGAAGUUUUGAUAUUCCAGUGUGUCACACAAAGUAAAAUGGGCUGCUUACUGGUUUCCCAUCAUGGAUGUAAAGUCAGUUUUGAAUACUCUCUAACUUAGUUGUAACAGAAGGCAUGAACCUCCAUAGUUUCCAGGUCCCGUUUUGCGCUGUUUUGUGCAUGAAACGGUGCAAGCAUGCCUAUGCCUUUCUUACGCUUCUUGUAGAAAGAAUCCCAGCUAAAAUUCGUCUUCUUCAGAACUUAAUGUGGAAAAAUAGAGAAACACAGGUAUUUGAAGUGCCAACAUUGCUAAGUUAAUGCCUGCUUUAUUAUAAACAAAUUCUACCUUGAGAAGCAUUAACACAGUACAUGUUAAUGGAAUGACAAAGAGUGGGUGCAGGGGUUUAGUUUGAAAUAGCUGAAUGAAGGAGUAGUUCUGAACAUUAUUUUUCUUACUUUUGAACUAAAGCCCCGGCCAACUUCUGAAACUACUCUUUAGCAGUGUGCAACCAAACAGGUUCAGUGGCAAUCUUCUAAACCGCCCGACCGGCGUGGUACCAUCCUAGAUUCUCUCAGACCAAAGACUUGCCUCAGCACUGCUUGGGAAACAUCUGCUGCGCUGAAAGCGUUUGCCGGCCCCCUCGUCCCGUCCCCCAGCCCAGAUUAUCUUUAUGAGAAGCAGUUUUUAUUUUCAAUACAGGCUUUAAUGAACCUUCUCAAGUUCCAAAGGUCAAAAUGGAGACAUUUGCUGUCUAUUAGUCAAGUAUAGAAAGGGAGCUGCUUUUAAUGAAAUCCCUGAAAAUAUUGACAACAGUAAUGCAAAUGCAGAGUGCUCUUGUGUAGAUUGUCAGGGACUUUUUUUUCUCUGAAGUACAUAAUUAGAGUUGGAAUGUUCCUUUAAUUUUUUUAAUGCUUGUAGGUGGCUUGGGGUGUGCUAUUGUGCCGAUCCUACCCAGUAAACAGGUGAGAUGGGUUACCAUUACGAGAAAUAACACUGUUUGAGAACUAGCUUUGAAUAAUAAUUUUCCCUUUGUACAUGACCUGCUGAAUUUCGGUACAGUGUUUUUGUAGCUAACUUAUUUUGUCAUGCACAUAAUGUAUAUUUGUUAUGCACUACUUUUGUAUAUCUUGUUUUUCCAACAGUGAGCAUUUUUAGGCACACUUUUCACUGACGGGAUAUCUCUUUAUGCAAUACCUCAAUUUUUCAUAUUGCAAAGAGUAGCUUUUUGUACUUUUAUUACUGAGAGAUCUUCAUAUACUUCAUUUUUUAAUAUAAAUAAUUUUAAUAAAUUUUAUUUUCUUAUAUUCUGCUUUUUAUACAUUUCAGUGCUCUGCAUACAUUUUGAAUUAUGGAUGUUGUGCACUGGCAAUGCUAUUUUAGAAUCUGCAGAGAAAAGAAAGCAUGUUGCUUAAACAUCUUAGCCCAGCACCAGGUAUUUGGUGUACAUAUAAUUUAAGAAAUAGUAUAUGUAAAGUUGAGAAUUAAAGAAGAAAAGCAUGAAAGUGACAAAUGACACUGUCUUUAGACCCUGAAAUUUAAAUGCAUAAAUAUAGCGUAGGAUUUAAAAGCAAAGAAACAUCAAAAUUGUCUACCGCUUCUUACUGAGUUUUUAAAGAUGAUACACAAAUGCAGACGUUUUUGGUGAAUGUUUAGCCAUUUUUAAUAUUAAUAAAAAUUGAUGUUAGGUGUUUGAUGCAGAAAUGUGUCUACUCUUUUAAAUUAUAUUUAAAGAAUAAAAGAGAGCCUGCUAGGUGGCGGGCGCGUAAUGUUAGUAUGCAUGACUAAUGUAAGAAGUUGUUAUUCUACUAAUAUUCACUUGUGAUUGUGUGACAAGCGUGUUUACAGAUUAUUUGGUUACACUUCGAUUUACAGGGCAUAAACAAUUAUAGGCAUUACUCUGUACUUAAGUAGUGACCACACGUCCUUCUGAUUACAUGGGAUUUGUAGUUGGGGUUACCGUGUAGCUCCAAACAUAAUUAACAUGUAAUUAGUUUACCGGUCUUAGGGUAUCACUUCGAUUUGCAAAGGGGUUGAUGAGCAUGUAGUUUUAUCACACUAGCAUGGCACCGGCCAUGUAUUUACAGUGUAGUUACAGAGUAAUUACAUGGUUAUUUUUGCAAUGUAAAAUAAAGUGUUUCUGAUUAUUUUGUAUGUAAAGGAACCCCACUGCCCCGUGCUUUUUGGUAUAGUAUCUACUUCUCCAUACACAGACCUCUGCAGAAUGCAAAUUUAAAACUUGCAGUGAAUGAAUUUAGCGUUUUCUAAGGAUGCUGUUGGAAAGACUUGAUAAUUCACCCCUUUUGUUUUUAGAGGAGUUGAAACCUUCUGUUAAAAGGUGAUUUAAAACUUGAAUGUGAUGAAUUGUGGCAAGUUAACUUCAAGUUAUGUGCAAUACCUAUUUCAGACUUCUGGAAGAUCUUUGCAGUGUAAUUCUUUGUUUUUAAUUGCAGACAUUUAAAAAUGUCAUUUUCUACUGUUCUAGUAAAUCCUCUUUCUUGCUGGCGUUUCUAAAGAAAAGAAUCAGAAAUCGAUCUUUCUACUAAUGUAAAUUUGAGAUUAUUUUUAAAAAAAAUGGAAUAAAAGGUUUUGGUCAUUUGCUUUAUUUUAUUAUUUUAAAGCUACUGUGAUAGCAUUGUAAGAAUUGGGACAAUAUUGUAUUCAACUGUUUUAUUUUUUAUAUUUUUAAAUCUUAAAGUAUAAUUAGUUUUUAUAAUUUUCAUCAGAUUUUUUUGUUAUAUUUUUUGGAAGUGAAACUUUUAGCAAGUGGGUGUCUAGUUUUUACUAAUCCCUAAUAUGUUUUUCCCCGCAAUGUAUUGCUCAUAUUAUCAGAAGGAAAAGUUAUUUAAGUAUGUCAGUUAAUUGUACUACUUGGCUGAAUUUCCAUAUAGUUUUUACUGUGUAUGGGGAGGUUGUAGUAUUUAUUAUAGCAUUUUAAAUAAGGGUAAUUCAUUUUUAUUAAAGUCAUUUUCACGUUUAAGUUCAUAUUUUUGUAUGUUCUACUCUAAGUUAUAUAACACAAGUUACUUUUUUUAAAGAGUUCAUUUGUUGAAGUGCUAGUGAAAAUUAAUGUUAUUAAAUAGUUUGCAAAUGACUAUUUAUACCAGUAUGCAUAUAAUUUUUAAAUAUUUGUAAUGUGAGAUGUUGAAUGAAUAAAACUUUUAACUCA